Molecule: messenger RNA, 1689 nt
Organism: Truncatella angustata
Lineage: Eukaryota; Fungi; Ascomycota; Sordariomycetes; Amphisphaeriales; Sporocadaceae
Exons: 1
Coding region: 1-1689 (562 amino acids)
Source: RefSeq, a predicted model, not a curated record
AUGGUGUCGCAACGUGAGCCCGAGCCGCUGUCGCAUUCCCUCACCGUCCGUGGAGCCCAGUCCGUUGUCGGCACGCGACCGUCUCGAGCCCCCCACGUUUCCUCGCGCAGCAAGAGAUACAACCGCUCCCACGCUGGCGGCACAACCUAUAUACCUCAGAAUGAAUUUCCCUGGUUCAGCGCGUCGGGCGACGUCGAGAUCGUGAUCAGGGCGGGCGGCAAGGAAAACCGGUAUCUGCUUCACCGGCACACACUCACACGGUCUUCGGGUUUCUUCGAGGCAUCGACCAGCCAGCAGUGGUCUAAGGCGACUAUAUUACCGGCGUUACCGUCGUUGCCAGAGGCGCCCAGCAAAGAUCUUGCGAGGAUAGGACAAGAUAGCGGUGUCGAUAUUGGAAGCAGGAAUUCAACAGACAGCGGGAACGAGUUGACGAGACCAGGCGCAGGAUCGCCGGGUCCGAGGAGGCGAUGGAGAUAUGAGUUAGACAACGGAACGGGAACGGAUGAUAUACCCAUGCUGGUGCAGAAAGAGGCGGAAGGCAGCAGUAGCCUGACAAACACGAACUCGUCGCAACAAACGGGCUCGAUAUUCGGCGGAGGCACUCCAAGCGCAAACACGUCUUCGACUCGGCACAAGCAUUCGCACUCGGCCUCGCACGCGGGCGCGUCCUUUUUCCGAUCUGUCGCAAAUCUCUCGCUCACCGGUCACCAUGCGUCAAACCUACCGGCUCCUGACGAAGGCAUGCCCUUGUCGCAGGCAGAUGCCGACCUCCUGCGAGAUUACGACAACCUCUUUCGCGUGUUUUACAACUACCCUCCGAUACUCGACGGCAUCAAUAUAGCGGACGCAUACGUGCAGUGCAAGUCGCUUCUAACGCUUGCAGACCAAUACGAUGCUCUAGCCGUAUGCGGCCCACGAGUCGAUCAUCAUCUCCUGCAGUUCCAGUCACGGCUAUGGAAGCAGAUAGCCAAGUACCCGGUCUCUUACUUGAAACUCGGAUAUCUGGCAAGAUCGAAGGUGAUCUUCCAAGAAGCGCUCAUCCACGUCGUGGGCCAGUGGCCGUCAGGAGAGCGCAGUAUCAGGAAUGCGCUGCCCGAAAUUGUGCUCGACAUCAUAGAAGAUAAGGUAGAUGAGCUGGAAGAGACGAUAUCACGGAUCGAGGGGCGCCUGUUCAGGUUGAACCUAACCAACUCCCGUGGCGAGAGGGUGACCCCCGGCACUUCCUACCUCGACUGGCUAGCUGUGUCGUUCUUCCGCCAGUGGCUGGCAGACAACACAUCCCCAGCGCCCCCGCCACCACCACCUCCGCCGCCGUCAGAUCGGAGGGGCGGCUCGUCUUCCGGAAACCGGUCUGCGCCCCCGCCAGCCGCCAUCCCGAGCCUCGCAAACGUCGGGCGGACAUAUCGGAUGCUCGGGUCGCCGAGCGGCGCCGUCUACCUCACGCACGACGAGUGUAAGCGCUUUCUCAAGCUCACUCCGGACCUGUACAGCCGGGACAACCUCCGAAGGUUCGAGAAGCGGAUCGACGAGAUGAAGAGCGCGGCGAGGGAGCUUGUGCGCCCUCUCAUGGGCACCGGGCUCGAGCUGGAGCUCAGCAAUCCGGGCAAGGACGGGACCACGUCGAGCCCUGUUGGCUACCUCACCUGCGUGAGGGUCAUGGAGAGAGAUCUGCCCUGGUCGGAAGACUAG